Messenger RNA from Solanum lycopersicum (tomato), 3023 nucleotides. Lineage: Eukaryota; Viridiplantae; Streptophyta; Magnoliopsida; Solanales; Solanaceae. The record is from RefSeq and is a predicted model, not a curated record.
CAAUUUAAAACCCAUUUAUUCCUUUUUUAUACAAAUUUUAAACAAAGUUCAUAUCCUUUCUCGCUCUUUUUUUUUCUUUCUCCUUCUCCUCGUCAAAAAUUAGGGUUCCUGUUUGCUUUUUUUCUCCAUUUUUCUGCACGAAUCUUAAUGGAAGAAGGUCUUAGAAGAAGUCCGCGUCUAGUGACGGCUUCGAAUCGAAAAGUUUAUCGAAGAAAUCGAAAGAAGCUUCAAGUUUCGUCUUCUAAUUCUAUGGAUGAAAUUCCAAGUUUUAGUUUGGGUAUAUCACAAAUUUCGGGAGAGAAGAACAAUGAGGAAGAAAACAAGAAGCAAAAGAAAGGUAAAAAACGAGUUAAAGAGGUUAAAACAAUGAAGAAAUCAAAAAAAAUAUGUGUUACUUUGGCAUCUACAUCGAAGAAAAUCGUUGACAGUGAUGAUGAUUUUGAGGAUUUACCUCCUCAAUUUCAGUCAAAAAGUUUGAAAAAUAAAGAUGGAUUGGAGAAGAAAAGGCCGGUGAAUGAUGGAAAAACAUGAAAUCGUUUACCCAAAAGUGUCAUUCUACCAGAGAGUAGAUAUCCGGUAUGUGCUAGUACUUCUUAGUUAUUUGUUGUUUAGCAAUGGGUUGUAUGUUGAUUGCUGCUUGUUUUUUAGAUGUAGUAUGUGAAAUUAUCUUUAAUUCAACUUUCAUUCAACUUUAAUUCAUAUUUAAUUCAACUUUAGUUGAACUUUAAUUCAACUUUAAUUCAUUUUUUAUUCAUCUUUAGUAUGUAGUAACACAUUUUUAAUUCAUGUUUAAUGCAUAUGCAGGAUCGUAAAUUCUGGAAACAUCCUGAUGUUGUGUAUAUUUCGAGUAGGUGGUCAUGUUACACUAAUCAUAGUGUCAUUGAACAAAUCAAACUAUCUUUAUCUGAUAAACAACUUGAGAUGUUUAGGAAUACAUGUUUUGGGUACUUUCUUGACCUUCCAAAAUCAAGCACACAACUACAACUUAUUCAUUGUCUUAUAAAUAGAGAGUUAAAACACACACCGGAUGAUGUGUUUGCUAUUGAAAUAAAUAACAAAAAGUUAUUUUUUGGUCUUAGAGAAUUUGGGAUAGUUACAGGCUUAAAUUGUGUUGGUGAUGGCACAUCUAUCAAUGUUCCCAAUUCUAGAUGUAGUUUGAUGAGUAGUUAUUUUUCGGAAAAAAUCACAGUUCCAAAGAGUCAUCUACGUGCACUGUUUUUAGCUAAAAAAUUCAUAGAUGUUGACUCGGCUGUUUCAUUGGCUGUUCUAUACUUCAUUAAUGAUUUUUUAUUUUCAUAUGAGGACAACGAAUACCAAAUUAGCAAUAGAGAUUUUUACCUUGUGGAAAGUGGAAAAUUCAAUUCAUAUCCGUGGGGUUUAGAUGUCUACAAAAAGUUGUCUGAUUCUGUGAGGCAUGAGCUUAAGUCAACACAUAAGUACUAUAGAAUUGGUGGCUUGCCUCUUGCUCUUCAAAUUUGGAUAUUUGAGUGUUGUUCAAAGGUUGAUGAAGAUAUAGCUAUUCGUGUUGCUGAUUCUAUUCCAAGAAUCUUGAAUUGGAAGACAAUUGCAGAAAGUCCAUGGUUAAAAUAUAUUGAGAAAUGUCUCUUCAUGCCUACAAAAAACAAGGUAUUUGUACAAAGUUAAUACAUUUUAUUACAUUGUUUAUUUGAACUCAAGUUACUAUAUCUAAUGUUAUUUUGUGUAUUUGGUUUUUCAGUUUGAGAACAUAGUGGCUAGUGAAGAUGAAGUAUCCAAAUUCAGGCUUCCUGAAACUCGUGAUUACCAUGCUGAAAUUUUGAAAUUGGAGCCUAAAGGAUCAAAUCAUGGUCUAGACAUUUUGACCAAUGAAGUCAUAGAAUUGAGAAAAGAGCUUGUAAAAGUGAAUGAAAAUAACAAAGCGCUUGAAGAGAAGAUUGAUUUAGGAUUCAAUCAAAUCAAAGAAUUUGUGGUGAACUCAAACAAACAAUUAUUGGAGGAUAUUUCUUUGCUGUUUGCUAAGAGUGGUGGUAGCAGCUCUGUUAUUCGAGAAGUUAAGGAACCAUCUAAGAAGCAUGCUGACGAGACAUUUUCAGGUGGAUUAGAUUUUAAUGGAGGUUCGUUUAUAUUUUCAGUAAAUUUCUGUUAUAUUCAUAAUAUAAUUUUAAUAUAUAGUUUAGUAUUUUCUUCCAGUUAAUCUAUAAAUGACACGAAUUCGAUAUUUCAUUUUUCAGUUAACUUUGAUAUGUUUUUUUUAAUAAUAUGUUAAUUACAUAUACAACAUUUUCUCCCCGUGUUAAUGCAUCUGUAAAUGAAUCGAGAGGGAACGAUGCUCAUGUUAUGGGAUCAAAUCAAAAUGAAGAAUCUCAAGUGCUUAAAGCUACAGUUAGAUUUGCUGAUGUUGAAAAUCUUGAAAGAGUAUCAAGUAAAAUAGAUGAAGAUGUUGCAGGAAUUGUUAUUGAAAAAGUUCUAUCAGAGGUUGUUGCUGAUAUAAAUGUCCAAGAGGCUGCUGAUGUGAAUACAGUUGGGGCGAAACCUGAUGAUGCAACAGAGGAUUGUCAAAAACCUUUGCAUACUUUAGAUGACUUUAUUUUACUUGAUAAAGAUCUUUCUCAGAUCAAUAGGACUGAAGAAUCUUAUCUAAAAAAAAGAGCCCAAGUUGAUCAAAACAAAAAGAAAGUGUCACCGAAGAAACGUGGCAGAAAGAAAAAUCCAGGAAAGUUAAUAACAUCUCCCUUCACACAAUAUUUUAAUCUGGAGGAACUUUAUGUGUUACACAUCAGGUUUUUGAGACAAAACAUCCUUUUUUAUAUGCAAGCGGAGGAGAUGAUGAAUCUGAUUUGAUCGAUUCAUUCACUAAGUGGCUUUAUAUGGGUACAAAAAAGAGGUAAUUUAUUUUGAUGUUUUUGGGAUAAUUUUCCUAAUUCAUAAUAUAUACAAGCUUAAUUCAACUUGUGGAACGCUCUGUACCUCUUUUUUAGUUUCGUAUUUGCCUCUUUUUUAGUUGUUCCUGUCUCGGUUUUGAGUAUUUGUUUAUUUUUGUUCUG